Molecule: messenger RNA, 858 nt
Organism: Ostreococcus tauri
Lineage: Eukaryota; Viridiplantae; Chlorophyta; Mamiellophyceae; Mamiellales; Bathycoccaceae
Product: Inorganic pyrophosphatase
Exons: 1
Coding region: 1-858 (285 amino acids)
Biological process (GO): phosphate-containing compound metabolic process
Cellular component (GO): cytoplasm
Molecular function (GO): inorganic diphosphate phosphatase activity; magnesium ion binding
Source: RefSeq, a predicted model, not a curated record
AUGUCCGUCGUCGUUCGCGCGGUCGCCGCGCGCGCGCUCGCGAGGACGGUGCCGUGGUCGACGCGGAUCGAUGGACGACGAGCAUCGAUCGCGGGCUGGGGGGUCCAGCGUCGAGCGAUCGCGCGCACGAGCGUCGCGUCCGCGGCGUACGGGAUGGAUGCGCGCGGUGAUUUCCCGAGCAUGGAGUUCCGAUGCUUCGUGAAGGAUUCGGCGAACCGGGAGAUCAGCGCCUGGCACGGGAUCCCGCUGCGAAACGCGGAUGGGACGUACAACUUUUUGUGCGAAAUCCCAAAGGAGACCAAGGCGAAGAUGGAGGUCGCCACGGACGAGACGCUGACGCCGAUCAAGCAGGACACGAAGAAGGGUAAGCUGCGCGAUUACCCGUACAACAUCAACUGGAACUACGGCAUGCUCCCGCAGACUUGGGAGGAUCCCAAGCACGAGCACCCGGAGAUGAAGGUGUCGGGCGAUAACGAUCCCGUCGACGUCGUGGAGAUCGGUUCCGCGGCGUUGGCCAUGGGAUCGGUGACGAGCGUGAAGCCUAUCGGUGUGUACGCCAUGAUCGACGACGGUGAGCUCGAUUGGAAGGUCAUCGCCAUCAGCGUCCACGACCCAAAGGCGGCGGAGAUCAACGACGUCGCCGACGUGGAGAAGCACUUCCCUGGUGAGCUCGAGAAGAUUCGCGUUUGGUUCCGCGAUUACAAGACACCGGAUGGAAAACCACAAAAUAAGUUUGGCUUGGAUGACAAGUGCAUGGACCGCGCGUACGCUCUGGAAGUUAUCGAAGAGACGCAUGGUUUCUACAACGAUUUGGUUUCUGGCAAGCGCGCCAACGACGAGGGACUCGCGCUCGCGUAA